CCCUCCAGCCCCUCCUAGUUUGUCUUAUCAUUUUAAAUUUUCCGCUCAUUUUCAUAUUUUGAAGUUGAAGUUUUUAGUUUUAAGUUUAUUUCAAAAUCAGGUCUGAGAGAAAUGAAAUUAGUAUGCACCAUGAUUUUUAUCCUCUUUUGUACUGUAUUAAAGUAAUUUUUAGAAAUUAGUCGUUCAAAUAUGCAUGUUCGAUAUUCGAUAAACAUUCUGUAUCAAAAUUGAUUCAAAAUUUGAAAUUGAACCAUUCCACAAUGCUCGUCAAUACUCAUAACAAUCCUAUACACGAGGACAAUAAGUCGAGAAUACUCUCUUCAGAAGAAUGGGAUCGGUUGAAAUACGAAAUAGAGAAUUCUUUUAUUCCGAAGAACACGAUAAUUGAAUCCAGACCAUUUGAAGUGGACGAUUUCAUCGGUGUAUUGGAUAAUGUUAUGUCAUGCUUUGAAAAGCUCUCUGUAUUCUCACUGAUACCUCCAGAGGAUCUUUCUACAUCUUCGAAAAAUCGUUACGAAUGUAUUAGUUAUGCUAUAAUAUUUUGUGGAGAGCAUUCUUCAAAGAACGUGUGGACUGAUGAUGAUUGUGUGGCUGCGUCUCAAACAACUUUAAAAACAUUAAUGUCUGCUUGUUCGUGUAAAACAUUGGACGAAUAUAUGAUUAAACUAGAUCAACAAGAAACACUCCGUGGCGUUAAUUUACUUACUUUUAUUCUACCUAAAUUAUCGAAAGAAGAAUGGAAGUAUCAUCCGUCUAUUACAUGUUGCCUUACUUGGCUCCUGAGUCAUAUUGAGUUACCAAAUAUGAAACAUUUCAUUCAGAUUGUCUUACCAAUAUCUUUGAAUAUUUUGGAAGAUUAUGCCACCUUUAGUAAGCAAAUGGGUCUGAAAUGCUUGUGCCAUAUCUUGACGAAUAUUUCUGCAACGGAAUUACAGUGGCAUAUUCAACUGGAAUCAUUACAAAAUAUCCUCAAAAGGUAUCUGUAUUUUAGAGACUGCGAAUUAAUCCUUCUCGUGAUAAGUUGUGCUUUAGAUGUCGCGGAGAAAUCUCAACCAAAUAUGAAGCUUACUGGUGUUAGUUUAAAGUGGUCAUUUUACGACGAAAUACUGAAUAUCGCUCUUCCUUUGAUGGAAUUCGAACAAGACACAGAAAGAAGACAAUUGUACGGAGAUUGCUUGUGUUUGAUUGCUAAUUCAGUCAACGUUUCAGCUAUCAGAUGGCUACCAAGAUUUUUAAGAAUAAUAGAAGACUACAGUAAAACUGAAAUCACUGAAAAACACGCUAUGCUGGCUUUAAAUUUAUGUCUUCGUUGGUGCUGGCCAGUCGCAUACCAACACUGGAGAAGGAUUAACGUAAUUGCUGGAAGAAUCAUUUUUAAUUCAAAUAAAACCGAAGUUAUUAAGGAAGCUGAAAUUUGUAUUCGUUCGUUGAAAGAUAUUGCACCCAAGGAUACUGCUAUUUUGGACGUAGAAACAAUAAGAAGUAGAAAAAAGUGAAAUUUAUUCAUUUUUUGUAUAUCAAUCAAUGUGUACUUUUUGUUACCAUGUAUUUUACUGAUUCAGUAAUUUUUUGUAAUUUUUUUAUUCAAUGAAUAAUAUUGGGGAAAAAAUUGUGAUUGAA
This is a messenger RNA of Planococcus citri (citrus mealybug), 1620 nucleotides long. RefSeq names its product TELO2-interacting protein 2-like. The transcript has 5 exons. Lineage: Eukaryota; Metazoa; Arthropoda; Insecta; Hemiptera; Pseudococcidae. Gene Ontology annotation, cellular component: nucleus; TTT Hsp90 cochaperone complex; cytosol. Bases 261 to 1496 code for a protein of 411 amino acids. The record is from RefSeq and is a predicted model, not a curated record.